CUCAGAUCACACAGCUUGUAUAGGAGCCCAUAUCACACUACAGAAGCAGACGCCCUUCCAAAAUACAGGAGCGCUGACCGGCGGCCGGGCGGCGCGGCGCCAUGAUCGGCACACUGCUGCUGGCGCUGCUCUGCGUGCUGCUGGGCGUCGUGCUGACGCUGGCCGUGCAGUACUACGUGCUGGAGAACUACUUCGAGAGUCUGCCGAUCGUGGGACCGACCGACAAGCCGACGGUGACCCAGCCCAAACUGCCCGAGGAGCUGGCCGAUGAGGUGCGGAAGGAGACGUACCAGCGGAAGGAAACAUGUCUGGCCAUCAAUCUGCUGGUGCAGAUGCUGUUCGGAGACCUCGUGCACACGCCGCGCCUGCGUCAGUGGGUCCUCAACAAGAUCCACCUCGAGUUCCAGGAGCUGAUGGCUCGCACAAGCGUCGGCAAGCUCUUCCACAACAUCAGGAUCAACGAGCUGGACCUGGGUGGUCAGAUGCCCGUGUUCAAGAGCGUCACCACCCAGUACGUGUCGCUCCAUCCCGUCACCCAGACCAUCGAGCAGCUGGACCUCAAGCUGGACGUCGAGUACAACGGCGGUCUGAAGAUCAGCAUCCUGGCCGACAUCGUGCUGAACAGGAAGGGCUUCGUCUUCCUCAAAAUCGAGCGGCUGUCGGGCCAGGUGCUGCUGCGCUUCACCCGGCGGCCGUUCUCGCACUGGGCGUACAGCUUCAUCGGUGACCCCACCAUCGAGGUGGAGGCAGAGUCGCAGUUCCAGGGCCGGCCGCAGCCGCGCAUCACUGCCGUCAUCGUGCGCCAGAUUAAGCGCACGCUGCGCAAGCGCCACACGCUGCCCAACUACAAGCUGCGCUACAAGCCGUUCUUCAUGUCGCGGCUGCAGCAGCUGGUGCCGGACGCGACGCUGGCCGAGCUGACCUCGUCCGCCCAGCUGGAGGUCACCGUGAAGCGACUGUCGCGGCUGCACUCCAGCGGCCAGCUGACGCACGUCUACUGCCGGCUGGCCGUCGGUGCCGACCCGCUGCUGCUGGACACGUCCCACAUCAGCUGGCACCAGGAGGAGCUGCACGUGCCGGCCCACCCGGGCCAGGCGGUCGGUCUGCUGGUGCGCGACACAUUCGUCAUGGAGAAGCAGCGGAACUGCAUCACCAUCUUCAUCGUCGUGCACAACGCUCCCGCCUACAAGGCCGGUCUCAAAGCGGGCGACAUAGUGGACUCUGUGGACGGCGAGCCGGUGCGGGACCUGCCCACCGCCAACCGCCUGCUGCGCCAGCCGGCCAGCGACAUCCGCGUCCGCGUGCUGCGCAUGGCCGAGAACAAGGAGGCCAAACACAGCAGCGUACGUGCCGCCCUUCUGGUGUGA
Messenger RNA from Pollicipes pollicipes, 1367 nucleotides. RefSeq names its product PDZ domain-containing protein 8. Gene Ontology annotation, cellular component: mitochondria-associated endoplasmic reticulum membrane contact site. Gene Ontology annotation, molecular function: lipid binding; protein binding. The record is from RefSeq and is a predicted model, not a curated record. The transcript has 8 exons. NCBI's taxonomy places the organism in Eukaryota, Metazoa, Arthropoda, Thecostraca, Pollicipedomorpha, Pollicipedidae. Bases 102 to 1367 code for a protein of 421 amino acids. Gene Ontology annotation, biological process: mitochondrial calcium ion homeostasis.